Molecule: messenger RNA, 4902 nt
Organism: Salvelinus namaycush (lake trout)
Lineage: Eukaryota; Metazoa; Chordata; Actinopteri; Salmoniformes; Salmonidae
Product: serine/threonine-protein kinase 10-like
Exons: 18
Coding region: 605-3763 (1052 amino acids)
Biological process (GO): protein phosphorylation
Molecular function (GO): protein binding; protein serine/threonine kinase activity; ATP binding
Source: RefSeq, a predicted model, not a curated record
AUUGUCUUAUCAUACCAACGGUGUUUUUAUUCGCUAUAUAUACAUUCAAGUGACUUUGGGGGAUCGAAUAUAACAGUUAAUGGAAUAUAAUUAUUUUGAAGGGUCGAUUCUGUACCUUCUCUGUCUGCUCUUUGGUUGAGGAAAGAGCCCUGCCGUUUGCGUUGUCAGGCCAGUGUUGGUUUUUCUGAGUUAAGGAACAGCAGCAACUUCCCGUGCUUACUUUGCACUGUGAAAGUCUAUUCUUUGGACAGAAAUACAAUGCCAGGAGACAUCAAAGUGAAUAUUGUUGGUGUAAGAAUCAAGAAUAGCCCAUGAUGUCGUUGGAACUUCAUUUUGUUUUGGGAUAACUGAUAUCGUUGCCAUAAUAACGCUUUGACUAUCAAUGAUUUCAGUCUAACAGUAUUUGAAAUCAUUCUGAAUUGUUAUAACACUGCAACAUAUUGAAUAUGCCACCUCAGAGUCUGCUUGACUCAGAAGAACACACCGAGGGACCUAAGUAAACACAACAAUUCAAGUCCUAUGCAGUAGAAUGCACUGAUGAUCUUCGAAUUGCUGGAUAUUCAUUCCUUUGUCAACUGUCUACCGGGAGAAGGCUGGCUUGAAAAUGGCAUCCUUUUUCAAUUUCCGUAAAAUCUUUAAAUUGGGUGCUGAGAAGAAGAAGAAACACUACGAGCAUGUCCACAGAGAUGAGAACCCAGAGGAGAUAUGGGAGAUCAUUGGAGAACUGGGGGAUGGAGCCUUUGGAAAAGUCUAUAAGGCCCAGAACAAGCUAACAGGCAUUCUGGCUGCAGCUAAAGUGAUCGAUACCAAGACGGAGGAGGAGCUGGAGGACUAUAUGGUAGAGAUCGAUAUCCUGGCCUCCUGCGACCAUCACAACAUAGUGAAGCUGCUGGACGCCUUCUACUACGACAGCAAGCUAUGGAUCCUGAUAGAGUUCUGUGCAGGUGGAGCGGUGGAUGCCGUCAUGCUGGAGCUAGAGAGGCCCCUGACGGAGCCCCAGAUCCGGGUGGUGUGUAAGCAGACCCUCCAGGCCCUCCUCUACCUCCACGACAACAAGGUGAUCCACAGAGACCUGAAGGCUGGGAACAUCCUGCUAUCCCUGAACGGAGACGUCAAACUGGCUGACUUUGGUGUGUCGGCCAAAAAUACCAAAACACUACAGAGGAGAGACUCUUUCAUCGGGACGCCAUACUGGAUGGCCCCGGAGGUGGUGAUGUGUGAGACGUUUAAGGACCGCCCGUACGACUACAAGGCUGACAUCUGGUCCCUGGGGGUGACUCUGAUCGAGAUGGCCCAGAUUGAGCCUCCCAACCACGAGAUGAACCCUAUGAGAGUCCUGCUGAAAAUAGCCAAGGCCGAUCCUCCUACCCUGAUGCAGCCGUCGCGCUGGUCUCCAGAGUUCAGUGAUUUCCUAAGAAAGUGUCUCGAUAAGAAUGUGGACAACAGAUGGAAUGUGGCACAACUUCUACAGCAUCCAUUUUUGAGUACUGUGACAGACAGCAGACCGCUGAGGGAGCUGAUCGCUGAAGCAAAGGCUGAGGUUUACGAGGAGAUUGAGGAACACAAGGAGGAAGAGGAGGAGGAGGAUGGAGAGACACAGCGGGGUCACAAACGUGCACCGUCCGAUGCCAGUGUUGCCAGCUCGGAGGAUGAGAAACUCCCUCAGUCUCCCUCAGCCUCCAUCUUGGAGUCUUUACCGGAGAAGGCUGAACCGGUUAUUCUAACACCACAGAUUGUUGAAAAGAUCCCUGAACCAAGCGUCGUCAAACCAGAGGAGAACCUGGUUGUGGCCACUAGCUUGGUCGAGGAGCCUGCUGUCCCUGCAGAAGUGGAGAAAAUGGAUGAGACCCUUGGUGUUCCAAUAAAUGGAGAGACAACAGAAGCCAGUGAGAAACCAGUAGAGGUGAAGGAAGAUGAGGAGAAGGUUCCAGAAAUAACAGAGGUUUCCCCAACAGAACCCAGUGAGAUAGCUUCUUCAGAACCAGCUGAGAAACUAGCAGAGCCCCAACCAGACGGAACCGUUUCCAAUGCUGAAGUCACCAUAGCCGACAAGGAGAUGGAACAACUGGCCAUAUCCAAUCAAGAUGAAAAGGAAGUGGACACAGCUGAAGUCCAGACGAAUGAGAUCACCGCAGAAGGGUCAGAGGCCAAGGAAAAGCCAACAGGAGACAAGAUGGAAGUUGAGGAGGAACCAGCCAACGAGGAGCUUAGCAGGGAAGCAAAGGUUACCGUGACAAACCCAGAGGAGACUAAGGUGGAAGACAAACUCACACCUGCAUCUCCAGCGGUCUGUAAAGAGGAGGAAGGAGAGAAAGAGAGAGUGGAGUAUAAGCCAACUGCGGAGACAGGGACUCCAGUGAAGUCUAAGGAUGAGAAGGAGAGGGAUUCGGACUCUGGGAGUAGUUCUGCUGCAGAUAACGGCAGCAUAGACAUGAACCUGUCCAUCUCCAGCUUCCUGACCAAAACCAAGGAGCCAGGACCCCUCUCCAUACAGGACACCAAGCGCCAGAAGAAGACACUGAAGAAGACCCGUAGGUUCGUGGUGGAUGGAGUCGAGGUUAGCGUGACGACGUCGAAGAUCAUCACCGACAAUGACACCAAGAACGAGGAGAUGAGGUUCCUCAGGCGUCAGGAGCUGAGGGAGCUGCGUUUCCUGCAAAAAGAGGAACAGAGGGCCCAGCAGCAGCUCAGCAAUAAACUGCAGCAGCAGAAAGAGCAGAUAUGCCGCCGCUUCGAACAGGAGACGACCAGUAAGAAGCGCCACUACGACCAGGAAGUGGAGAACCUGGAGAGACAGCAGAAGCAGACCAUCGAGAGGCUGGAGCAGGAGCACACCAACCGGCUGAGGGACGAGGCCAAGCGCAUCAAGGCCGAGCAGGACAAGGAGCUGUCCAAGUUCCAGAACAUGCUCAAGAACCGCAAGAAAGAGGAGCAGGAGUUCCUGCAGAAACAGCAGCAGGAGCUGGACUGCGACCUGAAGAAGAUCAUCCAGCAACACAAACACGAGCUGGCCACCAUCGAGAGAGACUGUCUCAACCACAAACAACAGCUCCUCAGAGCACGGGAAGCAGCCAUGUGGGAGCUGGAAGAGCGCCACCUACAGGAGAAACACCAGUUGUUUAAACAACAGCUGAAAGACCAGUACUUCAUGCAGAGACACCAGCUGCUCAAGAGACACGAGAAGGAGAUGGAGCAGAUGCAGCGCUACAACCAGCGUCUGAUAGAGGAGAUGAAGAACAGGCAGACACAGGAGAGGGCCCGCUUACCCAAGAUCCAGCGCAGCGAUGCCAAGACGCGCAUGGCCAUGUUCAAGAAGAGCCUCCGAAUCACUGGGGGCCCCAUCACACCCGAGCAGGAGAGGGAGAAGAUCAAACAGUUUGCAGCCCAGGAGGAGAAGAGGCAGAAGAAUGAGAGGCUCCACCAGCACCAGAAACAUGAGAACCAGAUGAGAGACCUGCAACUGCAGUGUGACGCCAACAUCAGGGAGCUGCAGCAGUUACAGAAUGAGAAGUGCCACAUCCUGAUAGAGCACGAGACCCAGAAGCUGAAGGAGCUGGAUGAAGAGCACAGCCAGGAGCUGAAGGAGUGGAGGGAGAAACUACGACCCAGGAAGAAGGCUCUGGAGGAAGAGUUUGCCAGGAAGCUUCAGGAGCAGGAGGUCUUCUUUAAGAUGAGUGGAGAGUCAGAGUGCCUUAACCCCUCAGCCCAGAGCCGCAUCUCCAAGUUCUACCCCAUCCCCAGUGUCCACACCACUGGCUUCUAGGGGUUAACCCUAUCAUGACACUCCGGAUGGACAUGAACAUAUAUCAACACCCACAUAUUGAAGGCACACACAAUGAAUAGAUAUACACACUCCAGAUGGAUACACACAUACACACACACACACACAUACAAAUAGACUGGCGCGCACGCACACACACACACACACACACACACACAGACAGACAGACAGACAGACUAAUAAGACUGAGCCUCUGCUGCCUUGCCCUGUCUCCACUGAUGACAUUCGGGGAUGAAGGGGCGAUAUCUCCGAGGGGGGUGUGUACCCCUCUAUCGGUUUCUGGACGAGGAUGGGACAGUAGCCCUCAAGCUACAGACUGUGUUAAUCAUGAAGACCUUUUUAAUGGUGAUCUGUUAUAUAUAAUUUACCCCUUUUUCAUUGUAUAGGGUCGUGUUCAGUCGGGCACACCGUAGCAAGAGUUUGAAUUUGUGUUUUUAUUGUAGAAGUAGUACCUCCGCAUUUCACUCCAUUUCAAAUCAUUUUCCACUGACUGAAAAAAAGAAACAGUUUUAUUUCUUAUAGCUUCCUCUUUUGAAAUGAGUUAUGAAGGAGAUUCUUGACAUUAUGCAUUUUCAAAUUUGAUACUUUGGCACUCUGUUCCUCAAAUCCUUGCCUCCAAGUCACUAAAGUGUCUCAGGCAGAUUACAUUUUUCACUGACGAUUCUUUUUCAUUUGUGAAUCUUUUUUUUCUUCUUGAAGAAUCUAGUGCCUGUAUACUUUUAUUUCAAUGGACUGGCUUUUCAAAUGUAAGCUUCCUCUGAAAAGAAACUAUUGCUGCUUGAUUUUUAUACCAUUAGUUAUUUGCACUAAAUCAGGGCUGCCCAACCCUCUUCCUGUAGAUCUACUGUCCUGUAGGUGUUCAGUCCAACCCUAAUUAAGCAUAUCUGAUUCAGCUAGUUAAGGUCUUGUUGCGCAGCUAAUUAGUAGAAUCAGGUAUGUGAAAUUAGGGUUGGACUGAAAACCCACAGGACGGUAGACCCCCAGGAAGAGGGUUGGGCUGAAAAGACACAGGAAGGUAGACCUCCGGGAAGAGGGUUGGGCUGAAAACCCACAGGACGGUAGACCUCCAGGAAGAGGGUUGGGCUGAAAACCCACAGGACGGUAGACCUCCAGGAAGAGGG